This is a messenger RNA of Gambusia affinis (western mosquitofish), 2807 nucleotides long. Its product is annotated as plakophilin-2-like. The coding region runs from base 152 to 2401 and encodes 749 amino acids. Lineage: Eukaryota; Metazoa; Chordata; Actinopteri; Cyprinodontiformes; Poeciliidae. Gene Ontology annotation, molecular function: alpha-catenin binding; protein kinase C binding; intermediate filament binding. Gene Ontology annotation, cellular component: cytoplasm; intercalated disc; nucleus. The transcript is spliced from 13 exons. The record is from RefSeq and is a predicted model, not a curated record. Gene Ontology annotation, biological process: desmosome organization; protein localization to plasma membrane; intermediate filament bundle assembly.
ACGUCAGGUGCGUGUUAAGCCCCGCCCACCGCACCGCCACCUGGCUGGUCUACUCAGGUGAGGUCGGCACAACAAAGCAGAGCUCGUAAACCCAGCGAAGGUGUCAAAUUUCCUGCAUGAGGACAACAGGGACCAUUCUAAGUGCUUCGUAAUGUCGAGGCGGUCUGAGAUUCUCCACCAGCACCACACCAGCCUGGCUUCUCCGACCGAACCGACUCCGAAAUCCUACAUGACGGGAAUCUGGUCUGACGAGAAGAACCUUCCGGUGGCUCCGAACCGGGUUCGGCUCUCACUGCGACAGAAUGGUGUCUCCAAUGGGGGAGCCAUCUUGCAUAACUCAUCCAGGAGCGUGGAUGGAGUUCCUUUUUGCACAAAGGUAAACGGGUCUGAUUUCGACAGCCUCUCCUCAAAAAGUAUCCAAGCUCGGAAAAUGUCCCGAAGGGUGGCCAUGUCCCCGCCAGCCGGCACGAACCGGUCCGGUACCAGUCUACGUCUCCAGAGGCCGUCAUUAGGCUGGGAUCGCCAACAUUUACGGAUUGUAGGUGCGCUGGCAGAUUGGCCUGACGGCUUGAAUCCACAGCACCAGCGGGCUUCCUCUGAGACGUCCCGCAGCACGCCCACCCGAGCAUCCGCGCAUCAUCCUGGGAAGUCCAGAAGCAACUCGCUCACUCAUCAGUCAGGAAGAACAAAGAAUCUGCCCGGAUCCAUGGCCGGACAGUACAGCUUUAGAAUGGGCCAGAAUCAGAAACACAGUUUUGUAAAACCUGGUAAACGAACGGUACAGCGGCUCGGAUCCACCCACAUGGACAGAGGUUUUGUCCAACAGGCUCAAAUAUCCCAGAGACGGAAAUCAGGCAGGCCCUUGAGCGCGGAGAGGUUCACCAACAGGCUGGAUGUCAGGACCACGAAGAAUCAAGCACUGCAAUCGGCUCCAAAGCCUCCAGAGAUGACAAUUAAAAGGGCCGUAGAUCUUCUGGACAAGCUAAACGAGAGAGAGCUGAUCGGUGCCGCAGCGUACAUUCAGAACCAAUGUUGGAGUAAAGACGAAGCCAGAGUUCAGGUUCAGAGGGAGCUCGGGGUUGGGAAGCUUGUACGGCUGCUCAAAACCGACAACGAAGAGGUGCAGCGGGCCGCAGCAGGGGCCUUGCGUAAUGUCGUCUACAAGAACGGAGCCAACAAGAAGGACGUGACGGACCAAGAUGGCCUUACCGUCAUCCUGAAUUUACUGGGCCAGACGCAUGAUAAGGAGACCGUAUGCCAGCUUGCAGGUCUCUUGUGGAAUCUGUCUUCAGCUGAUGCGAUCAAGAAGCUGUUUGAUGAGAAUUUCCUCCAUGUCCUCACCAAGGUGGUUCUGGUGCCGUUCUCUCAAAUAAACGGAGAGGCAGAAUCCAAACGUGAUUUGCUCGCCGAUCCCAAGGCUUUCCUCUGCGCUACAGCCUGCCUACGGAAUCUGAGCUCCGACUGGAACUACAUGAGGAAUAUGAGGCGUUGUGAAAAUCUCAUUGACUCGCUGGUUUCCUACACGACGGAGUCUGCAGCCAAACGCACACCUGAUGACGAGUGCACAAAAAACUGCGUCUGCAUCCUUCAAAACUUGACCUAUAAAGCUGAGGAAGACUUCACCCCUCAAACCACCAGGAACAAGGGAGAGACUCGACAAAAUGCGACUCCCAAAGAGACGACUUGCAGCUGUUUUCCUUAUCGCCGUGCCAACCUCGGACAGGUCCAAAGGGACAAAGCGGAAGCGGAGAGAGGACGCCUCCUGCAGAAAAACGAAGACCCACACGGAGCUCAGUGGCUGUGGAGCGGUCAGCUUGUCCGGGCGUAUCUGUCGCUGUUGGCCUGCAGCAAAAACAGAAUGACGCUGGCGGCUGCCAUGGGGGCGCUGCAGAACCUCACGGUGGGGAAGGGAGAGAUCUCUCAGAACGUCGCCAGAAUCAUCAAGGAGCAAAAUGGACCUCAGAAAGUUAAGACCGUCUUAGAAAACGACGUUACGCUGAAGAAACCAGCCUUGCUGCUGAUGGGGAACCUCUCCCGCUUUCCAGAUCUUCACGACUCCAUCUUUGAUGAAUUGUUGUCGACCAAAGGCACAAAAACCUUUUUGGACAUCAGAGCAGAAGAAUCUGCUGAGCUGAUGCCGAUUCUGUGUCGGAUCCUCGUAAACCUGAGCAAGAACAACGUGCAGAGGGCCCGUUAUCUUAGCUGUGAAACGGACGUGAAGGCUAUGUUGCAGAAGAAAUAUACAGGUAUAGCUGCGCAGGCGGUGGAGGAGCUGAGGGACACGUUGAAGUCUUCCAAACAUCUACAAAAAGAUAAAACCAAAAUGCCCCAAAAAUCUCCUCUACAAAUUCUACAAAAGUCUCUGAAGUCCUGCAGUGGAGCUAAACAUCAGGAAAUCUGAUUCCAGAAUCAGCAAUAAAAUAUUCAAAACACUAUUUUAUUUUUCCCCACUAGGAGUUAUUUUUUUUAUUACUUUUUAUUGUAGUGCACAAAGAAAUAUGGGAUGAAAUGUUAAAGUUAUUUAUGCCUUUUUAAGUAGGAGACAGAGAUAUCAAAGCACUUUUUAGGCAACCACAAUGAAGUAAGUAUUUGUAGCCGCUGUCCAGUGCCUGCUGAAUUAAAUUCUUUAUGGCAAAAAUAAUUAAGAUCUUUAAAAAAAAAAAAAGAAGAAGAAGCUUGUUUUAUUUUUAUAUUGUAUAAAGGCAGCUCAACACCUGAUGAUAUUAAUUAUUACUAAGCACUUUCUUUGACAAUUCUGCGAAGAAUAGCAGUAAAACAAAUUAAAUCAACAAAUUAUCUACAAUUAA